This is a messenger RNA of Vigna umbellata (rice bean), 1825 nucleotides long. It is a transcript of the gene ITPK4, whose product is annotated as inositol 1,3,4-trisphosphate 5/6-kinase 4. Gene Ontology annotation, cellular component: cytoplasm. The record is from RefSeq and is a predicted model, not a curated record. NCBI's taxonomy places the organism in Eukaryota, Viridiplantae, Streptophyta, Magnoliopsida, Fabales, Fabaceae. Gene Ontology annotation, biological process: inositol trisphosphate metabolic process. Gene Ontology annotation, molecular function: inositol-3,4,5,6-tetrakisphosphate 1-kinase activity; inositol-1,3,4-trisphosphate 5-kinase activity; ATP binding.
UGUCUGAGUCUGAUGAAGCCGCUUUCCUUUUUGCUUUGAAGAGUUUAGUUUUGUUUUGUUUUCUUUGCUGCCUUCUUCUUUGUCUUCUCCAAACACAUUCACAUAUUUCGCAUAUUAAAGUUUGAAACUUCUGAUCUGAGAAUGCACCGAUUUACGUCAACCUUAAAUUAAGCUUCCAAUUAGGAAUUGAAGAGCCAAUUCUCUCAAAUCAGAGGGAGGGAGAGCAUCUUUGUACUAGUUCUGCAUCCACUUUCAGAUGGGUGUUGUGAGGGGGGUAAUAUUGGAUGAAUCAGUACUCUUGGCUGAAAGUGAUGUUGAUCAAACUGCAUCUAUUCUACGACCAGGGGCUGAGUCUCUCACCCGGAUACUCUUCCUGUCCAAAAUCAAUAGCGGAAUUGCUUAUGGCUCGGGUCUUAUGGACGACAAGGUGAAUAUUCUUAAAAGAACUGCUGAUCUGUACUCACUUGAUUGCUUUGCUUUAAAUGACUCUGGAAGUGAGGCUAAGCCUGGAUGGAGUAAUACUGAUGAUGGGAGUGUUAUUUAUCUUAUUUCUAAUAAGGUUUUCUCACCUAAUAAGUUAAUCCGCUAUAAUUGGCUUAUUGUUGUUCUGAAUGUUGGAGGCGAAAGUUCAUGUCACGAUCCUAAUAUACUUCAAAUUGAAAGCUUAGAAGAGUUACCAUUGACCAUAUGCCGCUUAAAUAAGAAAUUAAUCGGAAACAAUGCUGUGACUGUGGGUUACACAAUGAAGCCUUCGCGUGUGGAAGAUUUUGCAAAGAGGGGUGCAUUUCCUUUGUCUCCUACUCAACAGGGGUUGAUGUUCGUGCCUCUCACAUCCAAUUUAUCUUUAUCAUCUCAGCUGAAGGAUGUUGACAUAGUUCUCCACAAAGCUACUGAUGAAAUAUUAUCUAUUGAAGAUAAUAAACCAACUUUUACACAGAACAUGCGAGCGUUGCAGAAAUAUUUGGAUCAGCACCAGGAUAUAUGCGUGAUUGAUCCACUGAGUUACGUCUAUCCUUUAUUGGAUAGGCUAGAAAUUCAACAAGUUCUACUGGGCUUGGUAGAACUGAACACUGAAGGUAAAUGUCUCAUCAGAGGGGCCCAUUUUAGUAAGGUUGAUAACUUUGAUGAAUUUGAUUUUGCAACUGGACUAUCUGAAGCUAGAUUGUCUCUUCCAUGCAUAGUGAAACCUAAAGUUGCUUGUGGUGUCAGUGAUGCACAUAAGAUGGCAAUUGUUUUCAGGCUUGAUGAUUUUAAGAAUUUAAGUGUUCCUCUUCCUGCUGUUAUUCAAGAAUAUGUGGAUCAUUCAUCCACUUUGUACAAAUUUUAUGUCUUGGGUGAAAAGAUUUUCUAUGCUGUCAAGAAGUCAAUACCAAAUGCCGAUAUUUUGAUGAAAUCAUCUAGCGGUGAUGAGCUCAAACCUCUUCUGUUUGAUAGCUUAAAAUCUAUGCCCACUGCUGACAGUAUCACAAGUAAUGAGUCUAUUGACCUUAUGUUGGUUACAGAUGCUGCAAAUUGGCUUAGGAGAAGGCUUCAUCUUACCAUUUUUGGUUUUGAUGUUGUGAUUCAGGAAGGUACUCAUGACCAUGUAAUUGUGGAUGUAAACUAUCUCCCAUCAUUUAAAGAAGUUCCUGAUGACAUCGCUAUUCCUGCUUUCUGGGAGGCCAUUAGAAAUAAUUUUGACUGUAGGGUGUCUAAAUAACGAUCUGUCUGAACUUUGUGACUAUUUGACAUGGAAUAAUGUCAAUGAUUGCAUCAGACCAUGGAUUAGGCAAUCGAUCCUAUCAAGCUGAAAUGAGUUUGAAUAACUCGUUAUUGCUUGUUUGAA